Mobula hypostoma (lesser devil ray) is the source of this 3013-nucleotide messenger RNA. RefSeq names its product COMM domain containing 4 (gene commd4). The record is from RefSeq and is a predicted model, not a curated record. Lineage: Eukaryota; Metazoa; Chordata; Chondrichthyes; Myliobatiformes; Myliobatidae. The transcript has 8 exons. The coding region runs from base 173 to 772 and encodes 199 amino acids.
CAUCCAGGGCUCGGUGACAAACUCCGGGAGCGCUGCCGCUUAGCCAACCGCCCCUGCCCAACCGGAACCCGGGGAAGCUUACGGUCGGCCAGUCGGUCUCCGGGUGACUGUCAGCUGGUGCUGGGCGCGGCGGUCGGUGGAGGCGCGGCCCCCGGUCAUCGUUACCGUCACCAUGAGGUUUCGUUUUUGUGGCGAUCUGGACUGUCCUGACUGGGUUCUGGCAGAGAUCAGCACCUUGGCAAAAGUAUCAUCCGUGAAGAUAAAGUUGCUCUGUGUCCAGGUACUGAAAGAUCUACUGGGAGAAGGAAUUGAUUAUGAGAAAAUUACAAAACUAACUGCAGAUGCCAAGUUUGACUCGAGCGAUAUUAAAGCCACAAUUGCAGUGCUAAAUUUUGUUUUGUCAAGUGCUGCCAAAUAUGGAGUUAACGGAGAGUCAUUGUCAAGUGAAUUGCAACAACUUGGAUUGCCAAAAGAACAUGCUGUGGCGCUUUGUAAAUCUUAUGAAGACAAACACACUGUCCUUCAGGAUAAACUAAAGGAGAGCAGUCUGCGGUUAAACAAACUAGACUCGGUGUCAUGGAGAGUGGACUACACACUAAGCUCCAGUGAGAUGAAGGAGGUAAACGAACCAAUUGUUCACCUGAAAAUUAAUGUUAAGAAUGUAGACACGGAUGCUGUGGAGCCAACAGUCGUUUCGGUGUCAACUGACAAGUUCAGAGUCUUACUAACAGAACUCAAGCAAGCACAAGCACUGAUGAAUGCCUUGAACUAAAUGAUGUGGUGCAACCGUGUUCAGCUUUGCCCGAAGCUGUGACCUUGCUGGAUUGACUGGAGAUUGAAAAGAAAGCGAGUCCUGAUGCAUUUAUUAAAAAAAACAUAGUGACUUAUUGCUCCCUAUAGAAAAGGUUGCUUGGGUUGUAAGUCCCAGAAGCCUUGAUCAUUCCAUUUAAGCACUUAUGCGAACAAUGCAGAAAUAUGUUUGUAAGUUCAGAGAAUUAGAACGUGACUUUAUAUCUUAACAGUGCACUUUCUAGAGAUUUAUUUGUGUCUGAUGUAUUAGUUUUUAGCCUUGCUGUGAGAAUACAACUGAGCUACCCUAGAUUGAUUAUCACUGUAAGGCUGAUUGGGUCCUAUUCAAAGGCUAAGCCCUCUGAUCUCUGAAGCCAGAUUUGUACAGGAUUCUUUAGGAGGCUACUGCAGAUUGAAACAUUGACUGUUCCUGUAGGUUUUGCUUUAAGGCCAGCUGACAUAACCUGGGUAGUCGGCUUUAUGGCAGCUCUUCAAGGCACCUGAUUGUGCACCGUCAUUGUGGGAUACCUCAGAACAAGGUUUACACCUAUAGGAAUGAAGCAGCUAGAAAUUUGGAAAAACAUUUCAUUUCCAUAAGGAACUGGGACAAUGGGAAUGAACUCCUUGUUUAAUGCUCUGCUCCACAUCAACCCACACAACUUUUGGUUUCCCAUCAUUGCCGACAGCUAAAUCCACUAAUUAACAAACUUGUCAUUUGGCUAAAUAUCUAUGAUCAGAUUUUUGUUUGCCCGCACAAGACGCUGACCCCAAUUGGAUCAUAAGACCUUUCAAUUUGUCCUUUCAGCCAUUGAUCUCUUAGGUGUUAGUAGUUAAUUGAGGAAGGCAUCAGCUUGUCUCCAGAUGUGUUUGUUUGAUAAGAAAACGGCCAGAACAUUUUUGGCAAUUUAAUAAAAUGAUAACCUCGAGAGUUAGUGUAUUGUCAAGGAGCCAAUGUGGUUCUCUUAACUUUUUCCCAAUGCUGCCCUGGCGUUACCUGAGUAAAGGAACUUUAAAAGAGACAAUCACCAAAGUAGGUGACCAUUAUUUAAAGUAAAGCAAUUGAAUAAUUGUGAUUUCCCUUUAUCAGAGCUGUGCUUUGGUGUUAUGUGUUACCAUGAUGGCUUUUGAACUCUGACUUGGAAACAUUAAACUGGUGAUGUUUGGCUCUGCCCAGAACCAGUUUUGUAUAGACUGCAGAGCCGCUUGGGUAGAAAUAGGCUACUUACUCUCUUGUGGUUUGGCAUCCGAUGGGCUGUGAUUUCCAGACAGACUACAGCAAGCUUUGCUCUUCAGCAGCUUGCACUGUGGUAGCUGGAUGAAUGUUUAACUUGGACACUGGCUGCCCAGAAUAUUCAGGUGUACUCACUGAUCCCUUUACCUGAGCACAAAGAAUCACCAGAAUCCUUCUCCGAAAUGAAGCAGUAUCCCUCUGCCAUCAUUUUACGAUUCUGUGGAUGAACUAAGGUUUCCCAGAUUUGAAAACUUUCCAAAAGUGUAAAAACAUUUAUUAGCUUAUUUUCAAAUGCAAAGUCCAACACUUGAUCAUAGAUUGUGGGCUGAAUUGUAAAUCGAGCACACAGAAUAAUAGUUCAGCCCUUGCUUUCGAGUUUAAUUUGAAAUCAUUGGGUUAGCCACAUUUAAAAUACUUGUGCUAGCCUGGGGGAGGUAGGAGCCUAGGCUACAAAUUUCAGGAACAUAGCAACAGAACAGGUGUAUUGAGUUCUACAUCUGUUGGACAUCAAACAACCUGAACUUUGCCAAUGAAGUUUAAUAAGAGAAUGUCCAUUGCAAAUCAAGAUACAGGUUGUGAGGGAUUUGUUUACAUGUGUUAAAUAAAGUUGCAAAAGAAAGCUCAAAAGAAAUUUAACUUUGAAUAUGUCGUUUACUUUGUGAUAUUUAUCAAUGUAUUUUGCAGAAACUCUGUGAAAUGAGUGAUAUUGUACUUUUUCUUAAUGAGCAACUGUAACAUGCAGUAUUGUAAUUGGUAGCAUUUUUAUCCAGUUUCCCAACUAGUGUGAUCAUACGGUUGAGUACAAUUGAAGAUUUUUUGCGUACUGCAAUCUGCCAGCGGAUUUAUGCUAUGUACAGAUUUGUUCUUUAGGUCUUCAGCACGAAUGCUGAGAAAUUGUUUUUGCAGCCUAACUGGGAUUCAGGUUAAGAACCGUGCAGCUAAUUAAUGGCAGCAUGUAAAUAAAUUGUGAAAAUAAAGUUUUAAGUUUGUCAG